Molecule: messenger RNA, 743 nt
Organism: Aspergillus homomorphus CBS 101889
Lineage: Eukaryota; Fungi; Ascomycota; Eurotiomycetes; Eurotiales; Aspergillaceae
Exons: 1
Coding region: 191-580 (129 amino acids)
Source: RefSeq, a predicted model, not a curated record
GCAUUGGACAGAGUGAGCUGAGAAUGGGAGUGGGAGUUUUUGACAGUUGGAUUGAGGCUGAUGUGGAUCAGCGCUUACUGCCGACACUAAGUACUUAGCCUGUUCGCUAUCUACUGCCGAGAGUGUUUGAGGAGGAGGAGAAAGAUUGAAUUAUCGCGCUGACGCUAGAAGAAGCGCACGAUAAACAGAAAUGCGCCUCACCCUCGGUAGUGGAUCAACAGUAUCUCAGGGCUGCUGGUAUACAGGCCGAAAAGCAAAAGGAGGUCGUAACCGCACACUGAGAUCCCGAUCCCGAUCUCGAUUGCUCCAAGCUCUGGUCCUUGAUGUGUCUCUUUGGAAUGUCGUUCGGGGCACUUCACCCGGUGUCUUGGAAGAAGUCUUUGCGGCACUUGGGUCGGAGGAAGCGGCGAUCUAUGACUCGGGACACUUACGAGGUUUCCUCCUACUGGAUUCAUUUCCUGUGAGCUCGAUUGAACGUAGCCACUGCUCCUUCCAUGCUCGAGUGCCUGCCAGCUCCAGUGAGCUACUUUCCUUCUGUUCGGUUCGGAUUCUGAUCUUCUUAACCAUCUACCUCUCUUAGCAACAAUCCAUCAAUUCGUUCUUUGCAGCCUCUAUUGUUCCCAAUUUUAAACUAUCAUUAUCAUUCCCACGCCGAUCAUCUCCAAUAAUCUCCUGCCAAAACAUCUUCCACGUAUUACGGGCUUCUGACUGACAGAAGGUGCAAUGGAUGACGAUGAAGUGCG